Molecule: messenger RNA, 981 nt
Organism: Colletotrichum chrysophilum
Lineage: Eukaryota; Fungi; Ascomycota; Sordariomycetes; Glomerellales; Glomerellaceae
Exons: 4
Coding region: 1-981 (326 amino acids)
Cellular component (GO): cytosol
Molecular function (GO): aldose reductase (NADPH) activity
Source: RefSeq, a predicted model, not a curated record
AUGGCGCCGCCAAUUUGUACUAAGACGUUUAAGCUCAAUAAUGGACUCGAAUUCCCUGCCGUUGGAUUGGGAACUUGGCAAGGCAGUCAAGGAACGGAUGACGCCAAGGCCCUAGAAGAGUCCAUCAUCCACGCCCUCAAGGUCGGCUACCGCCUUAUCGAUACUGCCCAGCUUUAUGGUGUCGAGGAGGUCGUCGGCAAGGCCAUUCGCAACAGUGGGGUUCCUAGGUCUGAGAUCAUUGUGGUGACCAAGUUCUGGGGAGAGUGGCACCACGACCCGGCGGCAGCUUUGCAGAUCUCUCUCGAUGCUCUCGGCCUCGACUACAUCGAUGUGAUCCUGAUGCACUGGCCGUGGGCCACCACACCCGCCCCUGAGAAGAAGGUUCUCAAGAAGUGGGAGAGCCCUACCUUUAUCGAGACCUGGAAGUUGAUGGAGCCUCUGGUUGGGGAGAAGUGUAGGUCCAUUGGCGUUAGCAACUUCAUGCCGAAGGUCAUGGAUGAGCUCCUGGCUGAGGCCAAGAUUGUUCCUGCCAUAAACCAAGUGGAGAUGCACGCAUUCAACCCUAACCUGAAGCUGGUGCCUUACUGUCAAGAGAAGGGCAUCCAUGUGAUGGGCUGGAGUACCCUGGGCGGAUCGCGGUCCGCGCAGAAUGAAAUCCUCACUCACGAACUCUUCACCAGCAUCGCAAAGGCGCAUGACUGUUCCACCGGCGUUGUAUCGCUGUCCUGGGCUGUCCAACGUGGAACUAGCAUUAUCCCGAAGAGCGCGAACAAAUCGCGCAUUGAGGAGAACAUCCGCUUGGUCACGCUCACCGAUGAGGAGAUGAACAAGAUCAACGACGCCCACAAGACGAUCAGGAAGGAAAGAUUCUCUAACAACAUCGAGUCCCAGCACAUGGUCAUCGAUGGCGUUAUGACUCAGCAGGGCUGGACUUACGUUGACAUGGGAUACGAGGACGAGAAUGGAAACUGGUUGGUCUAA